Oncorhynchus tshawytscha (Chinook salmon) is the source of this 1965-nucleotide messenger RNA. RefSeq names its product proton-coupled amino acid transporter 1. The coding region runs from base 277 to 1716 and encodes 479 amino acids. Gene Ontology annotation, molecular function: L-alanine transmembrane transporter activity; L-proline transmembrane transporter activity; glycine transmembrane transporter activity. The transcript is spliced from 12 exons. Lineage: Eukaryota; Metazoa; Chordata; Actinopteri; Salmoniformes; Salmonidae. The record is from RefSeq and is a predicted model, not a curated record. Gene Ontology annotation, biological process: proline transmembrane transport; L-alanine transport; proton transmembrane transport. Gene Ontology annotation, cellular component: vacuolar membrane.
CAGGUCAUGUGACCAACCCCCCUCCUCUGGGUUUCAGAAGGGGUCUCCAGAUAGGUAGCUCGAGCUGUUCACUUGUAUGGAACCAGAUAUCGCCUCUUCCUCUCACAACCAGUACAAUAUCGACGGUAGGAAAAAUACUGCUUUCCCAAGACAUGCCCCUCUAGCGAACCUCUUUGAUGUAAAUACUACCGAGCCAGGAAUCACAGCUUUACAGUGUCUCUGGAGGAGGAAUCGAAGAGGCAGCAGGAGGAUCCACCCAGCACCAGCGGACCAACCAUGACCUCUGACACUGACCAUCGUCAAGACGGCCCACGUCCAGUUCUCUCCAGGAUAGCGAGCACCUCUGAGGAGGAUGUUCUCUGUCCUAUUCCACCUCUCCCCCCCGGACCUGAUUCUCGGUACGAGAGAAUUGGAGGCCAAACAGGGACUUCUUUUUUACAGACCCUGAUCCACCUCCUGAAGGGGAACAUCGGCACAGGGUUGCUAGGUCUACCUCUGGCUGUCAGGAACGCAGGCCUUGUGUUAGGACCCCUGAGUCUGUUUGCCAUGGGGAUAAUAGCAGUCCACUGUAUGAAUCUGCUUGCAAAAUGUUCCCACCACCUCAGUGCAAAGUUGAACAAGCCCUUUCUGGACUAUGGUGAUGCUGUGCAGUAUGGUAUGGAGAAUGUCUCGUGGCUGAGAAGGCACUCAAUAUGGGGGAGGCGGAUAGUGAACGUGUUUCUGAUCAUCACCCAGCUGGGUUUCUGCUGUGUCUACUUCGUCUUCCUCAGUGACAACGUCAAACAGGUGGUGGAGGCCUCUAACGGGACAACCAUGAACUGCCACAGAAACCAGACGGCUGUGACCGUCCCCAGCUUUGACUCCCGUCUCUACAUGUUGUGUUUCCUGCCAGCUGUUAUACUCUUGGUGUUCACCCCAAACCUGAAGUAUCUGGCCCCACUCUCUCUGGCAGCCAACCUGGCCAUGUGUACUAGUCUGGUCCUCAUCUACUUCUUCUGCUUCACGAACAUCCCAAAUCAUAUCAACCUUCCCAAGGUGGGUCGUGCCAAAGACUACCCUCUCUUCUUUGGAACGGCCAUCUUUGCUUUCGAGGGGAUAGGAGUGGUCCUGCCCCUGGAGAACAAGAUGCAGAAGCCUCAGAGUUUCAAUAUGGUUCUAUGUCUGGGUAUGGGCAUCGUCACCUUCCUCUAUAUCAGCUUGGGGACCAUAGGCUACAUCACCUUUGGAGAGGCCAUAGGGGGAAGUAUCACCCUUAACUUACCCAACUGCUGGAUGUAUCAGAUUGUAAAGCUUCUCUACUGUUUCGGUAUCUACAUCACCUUUGCCCUUCAGUUCUACGUGCCAGCUGCGAUCCUGAUUCCUCCUGUGUUGUCCCGCUUCUCAGAGAGAUGGGAACUGACGGUUGAUCUCCUGAUCCGCACUGCGCUCGUAGUCUUCACCUGUGUCCUGGCCAUAUUGAUCCCCCAGCUGGACCUGGUCAUCUCUUUAGUGGGGUCCGUCAGUAGCAGUUUCCUGGCUCUCAUCUUCCCUCCACUCCUCCAGAUCCUCACCUACCACAACGAAGGUCUGUCUCCCUGGGUCAUCGUCAAGAACACCCUGAUCUCUGUCAUCGGCUUCCUCGGCUUCAUCACCGGCACCUAUAUAUCCAUCACAGAGAUCAUCAAACGCAACGGCAGACAUGACAAUCUGGAUGUGACCUUCUUCCAGGUCCAGUGAGAGAUCUAGUGAGGAAGAGGAGGAUAUCUUGACAGUGGUUGGUCUGGCAAACAGUGGAGGCUGGCGAGUGGAUAAAAUCUGAAGACGGGCUCAUUUUUAGUAUGGAUGGUACCUUCCUUUGAUUUAGUGACACCAGCCUCCACUGCUGUCAAACAAUCACAGUUAAAAGAUGUCUUCACCCUGACUUCAGACAUGUGUUUUUCUCACUUGCUCAAUUGUCCAUUGAUUAAACAUUUAUUGAUAUUGUGA